AUGCCGUCCGUGCCUCUCGACGAAUUUGUCAAGCACCACGACUUCGACCCGGAGCUGGUGGAGCGCAUCGCGGUGCGCAAAUUCCACCCCCCGGUGGCCAUCGUCGAGGCGGACCCGAGCUGGGCGGCGCACUUUGCGGCGGCCAAGGCGCGCAUCGAGGCAGCGCUCGGCGAUACGGCCGUGUCGGUCGCGCACGUCGGGUCGACCAGCCUGCCCGGGAUGCCGGCCAAGGCCAUCAUCGACGUGGACCUGACGGUGCGCGACGUGAGCGACGAGGCGGCGUACGUCGGGCCUUUGGAGCGCGCGGGCUUCCUGUUCUUGCUGCGAGAGCCACACUGGCACGAGCACCGCUUCUUCUGCCAGGGUGGCGAGCGCGGCGAGCAGUUCCCCGUCAACCUGCACGUCUGGGGGCCGGGCUGCCCCGAAACAGAGCGGCACCGCAUCUUUCGCGACUGGUUACUCAAGUCGCCCGACGACUUUGCGCUGUACGCGCGUGUGAAGGGCGAGGUCGCCGAGGUGUCGGCGCGCAACGGCGAGAGCAUCAUGGAGUACAACCUGCGCAAGGAGCAGACGAUCCGGGAGAUUCUGGACCGGGCGUUUCGCGACCUGGGGUACGUGGAGUGA
Molecule: messenger RNA, 624 nt
Organism: Purpureocillium lilacinum
Lineage: Eukaryota; Fungi; Ascomycota; Sordariomycetes; Hypocreales; Ophiocordycipitaceae
Source: RefSeq, a predicted model, not a curated record